Molecule: messenger RNA, 381 nt
Organism: Mytilinidion resinicola
Lineage: Eukaryota; Fungi; Ascomycota; Dothideomycetes; Mytilinidiales; Mytilinidiaceae
Exons: 2
Coding region: 1-381 (126 amino acids)
Source: RefSeq, a predicted model, not a curated record
AUGGACGGCUUGCCUGCGACGGCGCCGACUGCCUCCAGCGCUUCGACCGUGUGGAACGCUGUUGAUGUACUCUCUCUUGUCAACAAGGACGUUUUUGACAAGCAUAACCCCGAUGAAAAGUUCAUGACAUGUCCUGCGGAUGUCGACGACGAGAUGAGGCGGUGCAGGAAGAGGGGCAACAAGAUGAAAUGCUCCAAAAGCAUACCAAGGAUCCAAGAGUUAGGUCCAGAACACGCGAACCUCGGACCUUUACUUCGCAAUUUAGCCGAGUCAAUAACUUCAACCAGAGCCGUCUGCGUAGUGUUCAACGAUCCUACCUCCGCUACGCACAAUGAGCCGAACCAGCCGAACUUCGAACCCGUCAAGAAAUCGUCGGCAUGA